This is a messenger RNA of Dipodomys ordii (Ord's kangaroo rat), 2976 nucleotides long. RefSeq names its product protein kinase N1 (gene Pkn1). The transcript is spliced from 22 exons. Gene Ontology annotation, molecular function: small GTPase binding; protein serine/threonine kinase activity; ATP binding. Bases 84 to 2915 code for a protein of 943 amino acids. Gene Ontology annotation, biological process: signal transduction; protein phosphorylation. The record is from RefSeq and is a predicted model, not a curated record. NCBI's taxonomy places the organism in Eukaryota, Metazoa, Chordata, Mammalia, Rodentia, Heteromyidae.
UUCAGGCGAGAUCCUCAGAUCUCAGCCUCCAGAGUAGCUAGGACUGACCCCUGUCUCUAUGCUUUUUGGGAAGAGUUUUUGCAAUGCGGGAGACAGAAGCCAUCCACAGCAGGCCAAGCGAGCCUCGAAGCUGGUCCCUGCUGGAGCAGCUGGGCCUGGCCGGGGCGGACCUGGCGGCUCCCGGGGUGCAGCAGCAGCUGGAGCUGGAGCGGGAGCGGCUGCGGCGGGAGAUCCGCAAGGAGCUGAAGCUGAAGGAGGGCGCGGAGAACCUGCGCCGGGCCACGACCGACCUGGGCCGCAACCUGGGCCCCGUGGAGCUGGUGCUGCGCGGCUCGGCGCGCCGCCUCGACCUGCUGCACCAGCAGCUGCAGGAGCUGCACGCGCACGUGGUGCUGCCGGACCGCGAUGCCCCCCAGUCCCCGGGUGAGGGCGGCCCCAGCUGUUCAGCCACCAACCUGAGCCGCGUGGCAGGGCUGGAGAAGCAGCUAGUCAUCGAGCUGAAGGUCAAGCAGGGGGCAGAAAACAUGAUCCAAACCUACAGCAACGGCAGCACCAAGGACCGGAAGCUUCUGCUCACUGCCCAGCAGAUGCUGCAGGACAGCAAGACCAAGAUCGACAUCCUCCGCAUGCAGCUCCGGCGGGCCCUGCAGGCCGGCCAGCUGGAGAGCCAGGCAGCUGUGGACAGCCUUCAGGGCGGUCCAGACCUGGGGGCGGUGGAGCUGCGCAUCGAGGAGCUGCGACACCACUUCCGGGUGGAGCACGCGGUGGCCGAGGGCGCCAAGAACGUGCUGCGCCUGCUCAGUGCGGCCAAGACCCCCGACCGGAAGGCGGUCAGCGAGGCCCAGGAGAAAUUGACCGAGUCCAACCAGAAGCUGGGGCUGCUGCGCGAAGCGCUGGAGCGGAGGCUUGGGGAGCUGCCUGCCGACCACCCCAAGGGGCGGCUGCUGCGGGAGGAGCUGGCCGCCGCCUCGUCCGCGGCCUUCAGCGCCCUGCUCAGUGGGCCCUUCCCAGCCACGCACUACAGCACCCUGUGCAAGCCCGCCCCGCUCACGGGGACCCUGGAGGUACGCAUCGUGGGCUGCAGAGACCUCCCCGAGACUAUCCCCUGGAACCCCUCGCCCUCCGUGGGGACACCUGGGACCCCCGACAGCCGCGCCCCUUUCCUGAGUCGCCCAGCCCGGGGCCUUUACACCCGGAGCGGAAGCCUCAGUGGGCGCAGCAGCCUCAAGACAGAAGCCGAGAGCCCCGGCGAGGUCCGGACGGUGCUGAAGCUGGAUAACACGGCGGUGGAACAGACUUCCUGGAAGCCGUGUGGCCCCAGUGCCUGGGACCAGAGCUUCACCCUGGAGCUGGAGAGGGCACGGGAACUGGAGCUGGCUGUGUUUUGGAGGGACCAGCGGGGCCUGUGCGCCCUGAAAUUCCUGAAGUUGGAGGAUUUCUUGGACAAUGAGAGGCACGAGGUGCAGUUGGACAUGGAGCCCCAGGGCUGCCUGCUGGCUGAGGUCACUUUCCGCAACCCCGUGAUCGACAGGACCCCUCGGCUGCGGCGACAGAAGAAGAUAUUCUCCAAGCAGCAAGGGAAGGCGUUCCAGCGCGCCCGGCAGAUGAACAUCGACGUGGCCACGUGGGUGCGUCUGCUGCGGAGGCUCAUUCCCCACGCCGCGGCCACGGGCACCUUCAGCCCCGGCCCCGCGCCCGGCUCCGAGCCCCGGCCCGUGGGUGACAUCUCCAUCGAAAAACUCAACCUCGGAGCCGACUCGGACAGCUCGCCCCAGAGGAGCCCACCGGGCACCCUGUCCAGCCCAUCCAGCCUGGGCUCCCCGAUCCAGGAAUCUAAUACCACUCCUGAGCUGCCUUCAGAGACCCAAGAGACCUCAGGCCCCACCCUGUGCAGCCCUCUGAGGAAGUCCCCGCUGACCCUGGAGGAUUUCAACUUCCUGGCGGUGCUGGGCCGGGGCCACUUCGGGAAGGUGCUGCUGUCCGAGUUCCGGGCCAGCGGAGAGCUGUUCGCCAUCAAAGCCUUGAAGAAAGGGGACAUCGUGGCCCGAGACGAGGUGGAGAGCCUGAUGUGCGAGAAGCGGAUCCUGGCGGCCGUGACCCGGGCCGGCCACCCCUUCCUCGUCAACCUCUUCGGCUGUUUCCAGACGCCCGAGCACGUGUGCUUCGUGAUGGAGUACUCGGCCGGCGGCGACCUCAUGCUGCACAUCCACAGCGACGUGUUCUCCGAGCCCCGAGCCGUCUUCUAUUCCGCCUGUGUGGUGCUCGGCUUGCAAUUUCUCCAUGAGCACAAGAUCGUCUACAGGGACCUGAAGUUGGACAAUUUGCUGCUGGACACCGAGGGCUACGUCAAGAUCGCAGACUUCGGCCUCUGCAAGGAGGGGAUGGGCUACGGGGACCGGACCAGCACCUUCUGCGGGACCCCGGAGUUCCUGGCCCCCGAGGUGCUGACCGACACAUCGUACACGCGCGCCGUGGACUGGUGGGGGCUGGGCGUGCUGCUCUACGAGAUGCUGGUGGGCGAGUCCCCGUUCCCCGGGGACGACGAGGAGGAGGUGUUCGACAGCAUCGUCAAUGACGAGGUCCGCUACCCUCGCUUCCUGUCUGCAGAGGCGAUCGGCAUCAUGCGGAGGCUGCUGCGGAGAAACCCGGAGCGGAGGUUGGGGUCCAGCGAGCGAGACGCAGAGGACGUGAAGAAGCAGCCCUUCUUCAGGACCCUGGGCUGGGACGCCCUGCUGGCCCGGCGCCUGCCCCCACCCUUUGUGCCCAAGCUUUCGGGGCGCACGGACGUCAGCAACUUCGACGAGGAGUUCACGGGGGAGGCCCCCACGCUGACCCCGCCCCGCGAUGCGCGGCCCCUCACGGCCAACGAGCAGGCGGCCUUCCGGGACUUCGACUUCGUGGCGGGGGGCUGCUAGCCCCUUCUCCCGCCCCCGCCCCGCCCCGCCCGCCAGAGCUCUUAGUUUUUAAAAAAUGGCU